AUGGGGGCCCUAUUCUUACUAAUAAUUGCAGCCAUACUUCUAAGCUUUGGAGAAGGUUUUGGCAGGGAUUCUAGUGGCACUAACCCAGAUCAAGUUCUCUUUCAUGGAAUCAUUCCUAUUUUAGUUGCUUCUGUGCUCUCUAGUCUGGCUUCUUCUCUCUGUAAAGAAACACAGCUCAUGCUUAAUGACUGUGGAAAUGUCUAUAGUUGGAAGCCUGUGAAGAAACACAGCUCAUGCUUCAUGAAUGUGGAAAUGUCUAUAGUUGGAAGCCCGUGCUUAUUGGCAAGUAUGUCUAAGUCUCCAGAUGGAGAAGCCAUCAGACAACAUGGGUUUUUUCAUGGUUGGACCGCAUUGAUUGUGGUUCUAGUGGAAUGCUCAGAUGUAUGA
Molecule: messenger RNA, 387 nt
Organism: Magnolia sinica
Lineage: Eukaryota; Viridiplantae; Streptophyta; Magnoliopsida; Magnoliales; Magnoliaceae
Product: UDP-N-acetylglucosamine transporter ROCK1-like
Exons: 4
Coding region: 1-387 (128 amino acids)
Biological process (GO): pyrimidine nucleotide-sugar transmembrane transport
Cellular component (GO): Golgi membrane
Molecular function (GO): pyrimidine nucleotide-sugar transmembrane transporter activity
Source: RefSeq, a predicted model, not a curated record